Molecule: messenger RNA, 2927 nt
Organism: Sipha flava (yellow sugarcane aphid)
Lineage: Eukaryota; Metazoa; Arthropoda; Insecta; Hemiptera; Aphididae
Gene: Ndc80
Product: kinetochore protein NDC80 homolog
Biological process (GO): attachment of mitotic spindle microtubules to kinetochore
Cellular component (GO): Ndc80 complex
Source: RefSeq, a predicted model, not a curated record
AUGGUGUUUUUAAGAUUUCGGUUAUUUUUUCAAUUUUGUUUACACUGUAUUUAUACUUUUAAGUUGUAUGUUUAUUUAUUUCGCCUACGUUUGAUUUAUAAGAUUCAAAAUUAUUUUUUGACUUCAAACGCAAGUCACAUUUUGAAUAAUGGUGGUAUGAAGCCAAUGACAACUACUAUGGUUAUUAUACUAUGUAACUAUAUUGAUAUGGUUGAAUAUUUAUUUCAUAAUUUGGACCACAAUCAAUUAUUAAAUAAAAGCAAAUACAUGGAAGAAUUACCAAAAAUCAUGAAGAAAUAUUAUUAUAAAGGAAAAGUUGACAAAUCUUGGCUUAUUACAGUUAACUCAAAUCAUUCCUUUCCACAAGUUGUUGGUUUACUUCUAUGGCUUGUAGAAUUGUGUGAAACUCAAAGUAAUUUCAAUGUUAUGGAAACUUUAUAUCCGUCAAAUUUUGAUCUAGAUGAGGCUGAAAAUGAAGAUCAUUUACAAACACUAGAAUUUGAGAUAUACUUACCAUAUUUAUUAAACUCUUAUCAAGUUGAAAGUAGAGGAACUGGUAAACCUGCUGAUAUAGAAUUUUUGCAAAAACAAGAAGAGCUGUUACUGAAUAAUUAUAAAAAAACCCUUGCCAUUGAUGAAGGAGUAUUAACUAAAUUAGAAGCUGAAGUGUCUGAAUUUAAAGAUGAAUUUGAUUCACUAUGUGAUGCUACGGAAGAACAUAAGUUGGAGGAUCUUAAAGCUAUGAAAAUUACAUUACAUAAUGAUAUAUCUUCUUCAAAAAAAUACAUCAAAGAUAUACAAAAUUGUGUUGUUGAGUUGCAAGAAUAUAUAAUAAAGAAAAAAGAUGAAUGUUCUUAUCAAGGUAUUUAAUGUUAAGACAUUUAAAAUUAUUUAAACGAAGAAUUGAAUGUGGUUAAUAGUUGUAUUAAUGGACCGCAAAUUACUCAAGAAGAUAAAAAAAGAAUCUAAGAAGAAAUAAUUAGUUUAAAACAAGAUAUACAGUAUGAAGAAAAUUGUUUAACUGAAUACUCAAAUAUUGUUUAUUCUGAGGAUUUGAAUGUUGUUAAUGUUCGAUUAAAGCUUGAUAAAUUAUUCGUUCAGUACAAUAAGAUGUGCGCUGAAAAUUUUGUUGCGUUGCCUGAACAAAAUACAGUAGCUGACAAAAAUGUACUCUCUAUGUAUGUAACAGAGUAUCUAAAAGAAGUUGAUGAAGUACUAUAAAGCUAAAAAAACAAAAAUUCCUAAAAGUUGAAAGUAGAAGAACAGAAGUUAGCUUCUGUACAAAUGGUAUUAGAAUCGGCAACCCUGGAGUUUCAUAAAUUAAUAGUGGAAAACAUUGAACCUGAACAUGAUGAUGAAAAACAUUUAAUGAAGAUUGCAGAUCGUCAGUUUGAAAUAAGUAAAGAGUAUGAAAAUAAGUUGUAUGAGCUUCAAACAGAACUUAAAAAUAGUAAUCUUGAUAAAAAUGCGGUUGCAGUCAAAACAGAAGAAAAAAAUAAACUUUGUAAAAUGAUUGAUGAAAUGGAAAAAGAAAAGGAAAACUUUUUCAUAAAAAUAUUUAACUCUUUGAAAGAUCAUGUAAGAGUUAUAGAGGAGACUAAGGAAUUUGCCAAGAAUUUGUUACUACAAGAAAAGGAAGAAAUGAAAAGUAUCAGAGAAAAUUAUUUAAAUACUAAUAAUAAUUCGUAAUUCGUAAUUAAGUUUUAUAUUAUUAAUUAUUAAUAAAUUAAUAUUAAUAAUAAUAACUGCAACACAACUAUAUUUUCAGAGUACAUUUAAGUUAUUUCGACAGUCAUAUUUUUUUAUAUAUCACCCAUGUUUUAUAAUCUCUUGUUAAUGUUUUAUUUAGUUUGGUUAAAUUUACUCAUGUUUCUACUCGUAUUUUAUAUUUUUUAUUCAUUGGUAUUUAAUCACGCCUUUCAGAAGUUGUAUAUUAUUUAAAUUAUAUCAAUAAUAGUUUUCGUGAGGUAAAUAUCUCAACUCUUAUUAUAUCCUGACGAGAAUACAAGUAUACUGUAUACAAAGGUGGACUCAACUUUUGUACGGCUAUAGACACUAAAAAUUUGCUGCUCCAAUUAUUAAAUAUAAUAGUACCUUGAUAUUGAUGAUUGCCGGCUGACUCCGCGGCUUUAAAUUCAAUCGGCAUUUUACGCAGUCGAUAUGCGUAGACGGAAGUCGCUGUCCCAUAUUGCCCAUCACGCAAGUUCGCAGUUCAGGAGUAUGUAUUAAUCGUAUUCCGUCUUUCUUCCCCAUCACUAGGGAGUGUUUAAAUAUCGCUAUCCCCAACCUGCCGACCCGAUCUAGUUGUGAGAACCGGCGCACAGUGGUCCGAAAAUGAAAAUAGCCAAAAAUGAUUUUUUUGAAUUUCAAAAAAUUCAAAUUUUUCUUUUGUAGGUAUAUAUUUUCUACAGAACUUAAAGUAUACAACUGUACAACAAUAAUGGCAUAACGUAUUUAUAUUCAUGGAAAAAUAAAACAUUUAAGUUGAAGAAGCUUUAAUUGUUCGCGCAAACAUUUUCAAACGAUAAACUUUGUCGUACACCGACCGGUUUGACCAGUGGCGUGGAUAUAUGGUUCUUUCGAGAACAUUCUAUAACCACCUUUAUUAUUAUGGUCGGACCGGAAAAAAUCCACUUUGUCGCCGAAAUGCUAUCGACAUUCGGAUGCUGAGAACCAGUAACAGUUUGCUGUACACAGGAUUGCUGGCUCUAUCCGUGAACGAAUUACAUUUUGCUGUCGAAGAAGUCGACCAUCGGCUCUAAUGUUCGUCGCACGUGCUAAGCGCGGUCGCGUGUGCGCAACCAAUCGAACACCCAGCCGCCUAAAGUUACUAUCGUCGCACCUUGUAACGUGUGGCGUCUUGAUUUUAUUAUAUCGCCUUUUUUUUUGUGCCAUAUUUUAGUAAAUUAUCGUGCCGUAAUGGCUUA